This is a messenger RNA of Scomber scombrus (Atlantic mackerel), 1354 nucleotides long. It is a transcript of the gene fbxw4, whose product is annotated as F-box and WD repeat domain containing 4. The coding region runs from base 161 to 1330 and encodes 389 amino acids. Gene Ontology annotation, molecular function: protein binding. Gene Ontology annotation, biological process: SCF-dependent proteasomal ubiquitin-dependent protein catabolic process. The transcript is spliced from 9 exons. Gene Ontology annotation, cellular component: SCF ubiquitin ligase complex. The record is from RefSeq and is a predicted model, not a curated record. Lineage: Eukaryota; Metazoa; Chordata; Actinopteri; Scombriformes; Scombridae.
CUUCCUUUUUCCUCUGCCGUGCUCCUUUCUGAAAUAUGGAAUAUUGUUUACUUUUUUUUAUCACCGGCUUUUUCACCCAGCAGGUGCGGGGCAACACACCGCCGAGAGCCGGACACAGAGUGUGUGAGGCGGGAAGACCAGUGGUGUCAGAGCACUCAGCAUGCUGUUACCCCAGCUGCCAGAGGAUGUCCUCUAUCACAUCUUUUCUUAUUUGGACUACAAAUCUCUUAGUCGCCUCUCUCAAGUUUGUAAAACUAUUUAUUACUUUGUAAACCGGGACGCUGUGUGGAGGAGGAUCGCUAAAGACUUUUUGAACACUGGAAUAACUCGGAACGGGACGGACAUAUAUCAUCACAUCCCACUGAAGGAGAGAGUAAAGAUAGCUCAAAACUGGUAUGACGGUGUCUGUAAAAGGGCUAUUCCUCUCAAAUGGAGAACAAAAUUGUUACCAUGGUUGCAGCUAGAUGGAGAUGUACUGUUUCUGUCUCAAGCUGCGGACAUUGGAGUUUACCCUCUACGCCAAGACCAUGGAAGGCUCCAGCGCAACCCACUCAAAAUCUAUUCGGGCCACAAGGGCGAUGUCUGCAGAUUUGUUCUGACAGACUCUCACCUGAUCAGUGGUGGAAGUGAUGGCAAGAUCCUGGUCCACAGUAGGAGGAGUGACAUGACAGUGGAGUUAUAUGGUCACAACCAAGAAGUAAACUGCUUGGAUUCCAAAGAUGGACUCAUCAUUAGUGGAUCCAGAGAUCAAACAGCCCGGAUUUGGACUUUCACUUCCAGCUGUCGCAGAGAUACAAUUCCCAUGUAUGACAGAGUGUGGUCUGUUGGUAUUAGUCCGGCACUGAGCUCUUUUGUGACGGGCACUGCGUGCUGUGAGAACUUCUCCCCCCUUCGCAUCUGGGAUGUUGAACGGCUGGAGUGUGUGUGCAGUCUGGGCUCAGAGUUUCGUCGAGGGGCCGGUGUGUUGGACAUGGUGUUUGAGACGCCUUUCCAGCUCUUCACCUGUGGCUAUGAUACCUUCAUUCGUCUGUGGGACCUCCGCCUCAGCCCACGGAAGUGUGUGAUGGAGUGGGAGGAGCCUCAUGAUAGCGCUCUGUACUGCAUCCAGACAGAUGGAAAUCACAUGAUAGCCAGCGGCUCCUCAUACUACGGUGUUGUUCGACUCUGGGACAAACGGCAGACUAAAUGCCUGCAGUUCUUCCAGCUGAGUUCAGACAAAGUGAGCAGCCCGGUGUACUGCCUUAGGUUCAGCAGCUCUCACCUGUAUGCAGCCCUGGCCACCUCCCUCCACUCCCUGGACUUCAGACACAACCCCAUCCCCAUCAGAUGACACACACACACGCACACACACACA